AUGAGCACCGCCUCUUCAGAAUGGAAGCCUGUGCUCACAGCCAAGUCUGAGGCAUCUGACCGUACGGUCUCUGAUGUCCUUACUAGUGAACUUCUUCGUGAAAACCCUUACUCCAGGGAACCAAAGACCUCGUCAUCAACACAUGAAAGACUUGAGGUCCAGACAGACUCUUCACAGCUGUCCAUGCCAGCAUUGUCUUACUACCAGUACAGCACAUAUGGGGAACUGCCAGAACCCAAGAACAAGGAGCUUCCCAACAAGCCCCCUGCUAGCGGCAACUCCAACAUGAUCGACAGAAGGACCCAUCUCCAGCUUCAUAGUGGCCCACUUCACCAGGUGCCAGAACGUUUCUCCCAAUACAUUGCAGAUCCUCCCAAAGCCUCCGGGUCCCACAGAUCGUCAAGUCUUUACAGUGACCGUCGUGAUAUUUCUGAUUCCAUGGGAUCCCAGGCCACCAUCUUCUCCACCAGAGAGGACUCGUUGAACCAGAGGUCGAAAUCCAAAAUCAGAAACAGGGCCAUGUUGAGACGGAAGCCUACUAAGGCAGGUCCUGAUUACGGUAAAGAUGCAUCACUGGGUCUCUUUAGACGCAAAGCUGUCCGCUCUAAAGAAGGCUCCAUAAGCUACAGAAUGAAGCUUAGGCUCAGAAAAAUGGUUGCAAAAUUGAAGGCCAUGAAGCACUGGCCCAAGAGAAUCCACGCUUUCGUUACCAGAAAGAAGGCAACGCAAAGAGCUACAAUGAGAUCAAACUCUCGCAGAAGCCAAAAGGCCAGCGGGCCUGCGGUUAUUUCUGCCCCUCUUAAAAACCCGUACUUGGGCAGCGAACAAGGCGCUGCUAAGGUCGAGGGACUCACUGCCGAUCUCAAACACAUGGCUGGCCAUGAUCAUCAUGAUCGUUCGGCACCAGCACCUGAAACCACCACAGUUGCAUCCCCAGUAUCCAAACCAAGCAAAGACGGUAAAUGGUCGCAUCUUUCCAAGUACAUCAGUGAACAGCAAGAACUCAGCAGUCCAGGUCUGCUCAAACCUUACAAUUCGAACGCAGCAUUUUCAGACCCUUCGGCUCCUCAACCUCCUCCCCACACGGUCUCUGCAUCCCUCGAGAAGCAGAAGAUCCAGGUUCUUUGGAAACGCUACUUGUCAAAUGUGCUCGCUCAGAGAAUCCAAAUACGCCAGGAAAUCACAUUGUUCCAAGCCCUCAUGGCGGGCCAGAGCGUACCAUCUAUGUUGAAGGGCAGCCCCGAGGUUGCUUCUUCUUAUAACGCUAGCAUUGUGAAGGGAGGUAGUGAAAGAGGUACCAAUUCUUCGCAUCUCGGUGAUCCAGUUUCUCGUGCCGGUUCUGCUGCCUCUAAAAAGGUGCUUGCAAGAACAAUUGCAGAGUCAGAUGUUCCAGACGAUGAUGACGCUGUUUCUCUCGUUUCCGUAUCCGAUUCCAUUUUAUCGGAUAUCGACAAUGUUUCCUUGCCUGAAGAGGUAUCCGACUGGGAGGAGGACUCUACUGUUGAGAAGCUUCACCAGACUCUCAACCGCCGCUCUGUGCUUGGCGAGAUGUUGGACUACGAGUCCGACGACGCCUCUCUGGAGUCAGGCUCCUCCGUUUACCUGAACCUGUGUUCCCAAUCUGCCACUGAAUCUGCCAUAAUCAAACGCUACGGUACCCUUCGGCGCAACAGGUCUAAGGCCACUACUCCAGGACCAAGAAGAUCUGUUCUGACUCCUCCAGUUGCCACUCAAGCCAUGGUCCAGGAUAUCGAGCCCCGCCUUCUCCCAAGGUCUUCAGGCAUCCAUUGCAACUUGAACCAAGCAAACUAA
Molecule: messenger RNA, 1812 nt
Organism: Candidozyma duobushaemuli
Lineage: Eukaryota; Fungi; Ascomycota; Pichiomycetes; Serinales; Metschnikowiaceae
Exons: 1
Coding region: 1-1812 (603 amino acids)
Source: RefSeq, a predicted model, not a curated record